AUGGUUAUAAAUAGUUCAGCUGAUAAAAAUUUCUUUUCCUUGCAGUCUGAGAAUCUUCUAUUUGAGUCACUAAGACUGCUGCAGUUGAUGGAGCUCCCUGUGGAUACCAUCAAAGCCACAAACAUCACCACUUCAGUAAAAUGCUUCUUAAAAGAUACCAGUGAGAGAAUCAGAAAAUUCGCCCAUCUUCUCGUCACGGGCUGGGAGUUUCUUCUGAGUAAAUGGAUGGCCGAUACGCGAGAAAUCUUCGAUUUACAUUGGGCUAGAGAGGAGGAACUUCCGUUUGAUAUCAGUGAUCUGUUGGCUUCACAGACUUUGACAUUUGAUCUCACAAAUUUCUUCAACGGGACGGUUGAUGAAUGGCCCCUUCGCAGAAGAGAACAAAAGAGAACUGGGAAGAACAUUGAAGUAUUGAAAAGAUCCAUUCUCAAGCCUCAGGGGACUUUCAUCACGAGUCACAGAAAAACUCAGUUGAGAACGGUGAAAAACUCCAUCACCAAGCCUCAGGAAAUUGUGAAACCAGCAGGAAAUCCGGCUUCAACAGAACCAGCAAAGUCAGUUCUCCUAAAGAAGAGCACUGACGAACCGAGCCCCAACUUGAAGCCAAUACAAGUCUGUAAAAGGGCUUCACCAAAGAUUUUGCCUCGUGUCACUGGCAAACCUGAGGACCUGACGUAUAAGGAGAAGCUCGAGAUUUCAAAGAGGAAGCUGCGAGAAAACUAUGAGGAUGCUGAAAAUAUAAAAAAGAAGCGCAGGGUCGUGAUGAUAGACCUGAAGAGUCUACCAGUUCAGCAAAAUAGGCAAGAGAAGCAUAAGGGGAAUCGAGGGUGUCAUAUUAAUAAAUUUGCAACAAGGUUGCCGAAACAUAAUUUUGUUUCUUUGGGUUGCUAG
Asparagus officinalis (garden asparagus) is the source of this 891-nucleotide messenger RNA. RefSeq lists its product as uncharacterized. Bases 1 to 891 code for a protein of 296 amino acids. The transcript has a single exon. The record is from RefSeq and is a predicted model, not a curated record. NCBI's taxonomy places the organism in Eukaryota, Viridiplantae, Streptophyta, Magnoliopsida, Asparagales, Asparagaceae.